AUGUCAGAUUUGCAGCCAUCCAGAGCUGGAGCGCAAACCAGACGCACAGAAGCUGCAGAAGCAGGCUUGAGGCAGUGGAUUCUCGGGACACUGCAACGUCUGGCCGGCGGUUCGCGAGCUGCAGGGCCAAUUCGGGCCAGUUGGCGCUUGAUUCGACGAUCGGUGACCGGUGCCGCACCUGUGCGGCUGGAUCCUUUCGGUACUGCGGAGCUUCUACACAAGGCCUUGAAGGAUCUUGCGCUGACGAGAGAGCAGCAGGAUGUGUUCGAAAGGGUCGUGGCCUGCAAUGCUCACUUUUGGCAAGUCGCUGUUGAUGGAUGCCUCGAUGGCUCCCCGCCGUGGCGGCGGCACGUGGCUCUCAACCUGGCCCUUCUUCGAGUCUACCACCGCCACCUCGCAGCCCUGCGCAUCGUGGAUGGCUUGUCACAUGGCUCCGUCCUCUCUCUUUCCUACUCCGAAGCUUUAGAGGCUCUGCGUUACUGUCGCUGGGCUCUUGCGGUAUAUGGCGGACGGGGGCUCCGUGAUGGGACCGAGAAGAUCGACUCUGAGGGUACGAGCAAGAUGGCAGAGCCUCCGAGCUCGAGCCAGCCGGACGAAGAGGAACGUGUGGCCAUGGCUGCUGCUGUAGCCGAGUGUGAACCUGAUGCCAUUCUCGUGUCAGACAUGGAUGAUGCAGCACAGGCCAGUGACCCGUUGUGCCCGCGAUUUCUGCUCGCGGAGGAUGUCCAACGCCGAGAGCUGAUUCUCUCUGUAAGAGGCACGCAGUCACUCUCAGAUCUCUUCGCCGAUCUGGUGGGCGAUGCAGAGGACUUUGCAGGUGGCAAAGCCCAUUCGGGCAUCCUGCAGACGGCUCGCAGGCUCCUGGACCGCUUGCAUCCACACCUCCAGGAAGGCUUUAGCCGCCUGGACGAACUGGGCAACAGCGGAAGCAGCCCAUCUAAGUCGAAGAAGCGCCUUGUCCUCUGUGGCCACUCCCUCGGUGCCGGAGUUUGCGAGCUCUUGGCGAUUCUGAUGCUUGGUGGCGAGGAUGCAGCCUGGACGCUACCAAAAGGCACCGAGCUGAAGGUCUUCCUCUUUGCGCCUCCUCCCGUCUUCGGGAGCGAGCCCGUGCAGCGAGCCAGCAGCUUCUCCCGGCUCUGGAGCUUCGGAUUCCGUCCUGCGGUUCCUUCAGCGGUGCAGAGGGCCAGGGAUUCCUCUCUCGCCUUCGCCAUGAACUACGACAUCAUUCCCAGAACAUCAUUGCACAACGGCUACAAGCUUUUCCAGGAAGCGAGGGCCAUCGACGACUUCGUUGACUGGGGCAAGAGGGAUGUCCUUCGCAAGUUGGGCCAAGUGGAUGCAGAAACGCAGGUGGCUGUGGCUCGCGAGCUCGAAGAUGCCCUGUGCAAGGGAGCAUCGACAAGGCCUGCAACAGGCAACCCGUUCCCGGUCCAGCACGCCGUCACCUCCCGGCUGUGCCACGUCCUGCUGGUACCAGGUGGGACUGCUAGCUUUUCUUCUUCUGGACAGUUGCAUCCUGCUGAAUGCAGAGACGGAGAAGAUGCAGUAGAUCACAGAGCCCACGGCCGCUGGGUGCUGAAGCGCUCAGAUCACCUGCGGCAGUGGCGGCGGCGCUUUGCAUGGAUUGAGGCUGGCGAGUUGUGCUUCGCAGUGUCUCCAAAGGAUCCGCUGCGAUCAAGCGUACCCCUGACGGCCGACAGCACGUUAAUCAUGCUGCUCGGACAGCCAAGUAGUCUGCCGUUCCCCGUUGGCAUGGGGCCGACGAUGUCCUUCCGUGCCAGCGAGCCCAAUUCAGGAACUAACACGGAGUUGACGACGCCAGCUGCUCGCGAUUUCGCAACGCCGUGGGCGUUCCGUGUGCAGACUGCAAGCACCUGGUCAGGCAUCGAGCUGCUUCCAAGUACGGGACAAAGGCAGGCUUUGCCUGCUGUCCGGAGUUGUCUGGCCGCCGAGGUCUUCCUUUGUACAGAAAGCGCAGCCGAGCGCGAUGCUUGGCUCGUGGACCUGGCGGCCGCCGUCCGCGCCGCGCGGCAGCGCUGCAUCCGUGUGCUGCCUGCGGUGCCUUCCGAAGACUUUGGCCGGGAGGCAUUGCUUGCGGACGGGUUAAUGAACGACCACGAUGCUGGGCGAUAUGAGGUCGCGCUUGAGGCCCUUAUCGAACAGCUGCGCUGCGUGGAGUGCCCGGAAGAGGAAAACAACGAGCUGCCCAUUCAGUCAAUAAAUGCCACCACUGUGGACAUAGCACGGGUCUUCCGUCGGUGCCUCAUACUCUCAUCGGCAGUCAUGCGGAUGGACUGCGAGGGUUCCGAGUACGAGCUCCUCAGGCAGGAGGCAUUUGCAAUCCGAGCCGUAAAGUGGAGCUUCUUGGAGUUCUCUUCCAGCCGAGCCGAAGUGAUCUGCUGUACACAGCACGAGUCCACAGUCAAAGCGGCUCAUGCAAUGUCUCGACCGAAGCUGAAUAGGUUUCGGACUUUCGACGUGAUUCUGCCAUGGCUGCUGGAGCCGUGUGGAACGGAGGUUUAUGUGGACACUGGCUACCACAAUACAGCAGAAAGCCUUGCGCUUUGGCCAAAGCAAGACGGUGUUUGCCGUUGGUGCCCAAUGCUGUAUGUUCCCUUUCAGGGGGCGAGUCCUCGUCGGUGCCCAGCAGCUUCAAUAAGGCAGUGCUUUGAUGCCACCUACACCUGCGAGCGCUGUUGCAACGUGGAACGGUUCGGGCCUCUCGGUGACCUGGACUGCUGGCGGCGCGGCAGGCAAGCUUUGGCUUCAGCCAAUCGGUUUGGUGAGGGGACGGCGAAGCGAUUCUGCGAUUGGUCGGCCACGCCGCCCCAUCCAGCGAUUUUCUCUUACGAGAUGUGCUGUGCAAGCAUGGUUGGAGAGUUGGUCCCCGGCCUUUCUCCGUUCUUCCACCACCAGAGUUCCGGUGAAUACUAUGGAGCCGACGUCCGCGCCCAGAAGCCGCAAGCCGCCCGACCUUGGGCCGUCGGGGCUGCCACAGAAGCGGUGCGCGGUCACACCUCCAAGGCUUCCAAGGAAGGGUGCGCCAACUUUGAGGGGUUGUACCAGGACAGCGGCGGUGGGGUGGUUGAGGUGUCGCAGAGGAACUGCAAGAUCCAAGCAAAGAAUGCUGCGCAGCGGUGGUCCACGGAUGCCAAAGCGGACGGCAUCCAGGUGUUUAUGUGGGAUGUUGUCGGGACACUCAGAGACGGUUUCAUCUCCUGGUCGAACCAGGCAACCUGG
Molecule: messenger RNA, 3240 nt
Organism: Symbiodinium sp. CCMP2456
Lineage: Eukaryota; Dinophyceae; Suessiales; Symbiodiniaceae
Source: the annotation of a GenBank genome assembly